Parascedosporium putredinis is the source of this 696-nucleotide messenger RNA. The record is from the annotation of a GenBank genome assembly. Lineage: Eukaryota; Fungi; Ascomycota; Sordariomycetes; Microascales; Microascaceae.
AUGGAGCCCCGAGAGACAGAGUACACCACCGUCAAGACCACGCUCCCGCGUGUGCCUUACCCCGCGAUUGAAGACAGGACCCCGGUGAUGACCCAGAGACUUGUCAUCCGCGCCCUGACCGAGAACGAUCUCCCCGCUCUUCACACCCUUCGGACAGUCGAGGAGGUGAUGCAAGGCUUGAUCUGUACCUCCCCUAACGACCAAACCACGUACAACUUUGCCAUUGUGGAACAGGAGACGGGUAGUUUUGUCGGUAUCGGCGGCAGUCAUAUCCGCGCGGAUCACCAAGGAUGGCCGGUGGUGGGCUACCUGUUCCAUCCAGAUGUGUGGGGAAAGGGAUACGCGACGGAAUUUCUCGAAGCCUUCCUCAAGAUGUGGUGGGCAUUGCCGCGCGAUGAGUUCGAGAUUGCGGUAGAAGCCAGCAGCGCUGAAAUGGCACGCUUUGAUAGCCGCGGCGGCGAUGUUGGCGAAGGGAAUCGCGUUAAAGAGUUGAUGAUUGGGGUGACACAGGAUAACAACGUUGCGAGCGCCAAGGUCCUGACCAAAUGUGGCCAGACGUACUCGACCGGGUCAAGAAGGCCUCCGUCUGAAGAAGCCUACACUACGGAAGAGGCAGGGGGUGAGUGGGGUUGGGGGCUGGGCGCUGGGGGCUGGGCGCAACCAAACAGGGCAGUGCCAUACAACGUCCAAAUCUGA